AUGAAUUCCUUUCAAGACACCCUCCAUUCUCCCCAUCCAUCUCGAAUCUCGAUAUAUCUCGUCUGGUCCGGUCGACAUAUCACGCCCCAGCCUGGCCGACACAGCAGCCCUUUGGACAUCGCACCGGUCGCCAGAGCCCCAGCAGCGUCAGACCAUGCCGACCUAGCCGCGACCCCCUCGCGCAGCACCGGGAGCACCCGUAGCAGCCACGGCACCGCCCGUCCCACGUCCAUCUCCCCGCCCAUCGAGCGCACCACCCACCCCCCCUUAAGGCCGGCCCCUCCCGCCGCGCAUGCCCCGGCCCCUCCCGCCGCGCAUGCCCCGGCCGCCGCGGCCGCCCCUGCCGCCGCGGUCGGCGACCUCCUUGCGCGCCUUGUUCUUGGGCUUGGGCGCGUCGUCGAUGAGCAGCGUGUCGAGCGGCAGGCUGUCGGGCAGGAUGAAGUAGCGGAUCGUGCUGCCGCGAAUGUUCAUCGUGUCGAGCGGGAUCGGGUCCUGGCCCCGGGGCGUCAUCUUGACGUUGCGCAGCGCCGUGUUCAUCUGCGGCGAGACCGAGGUGAUGGUGCCGUGGACGAUGGUGCCUGUUGUCCGUCGUCGUCGUUGUCCCGACCUCGUUAG
Thyridium curvatum is the source of this 615-nucleotide messenger RNA. RefSeq lists its product as uncharacterized. Bases 1 to 615 code for a protein of 204 amino acids. NCBI's taxonomy places the organism in Eukaryota, Fungi, Ascomycota, Sordariomycetes, Thyridiales, Thyridiaceae. The transcript has a single exon. The record is from RefSeq and is a predicted model, not a curated record.